This is a messenger RNA of Pomacea canaliculata, 2668 nucleotides long. RefSeq names its product proline-rich protein 14-like. The record is from RefSeq and is a predicted model, not a curated record. NCBI's taxonomy places the organism in Eukaryota, Metazoa, Mollusca, Gastropoda, Architaenioglossa, Ampullariidae. The coding region runs from base 736 to 1599 and encodes 287 amino acids. The transcript is spliced from 3 exons.
UCCUGUCGAUGCUCGGUACAUGAUGGCAUUGUUGUCUCCCCCUCCUAUUGUUUUCCACUGGUAACCCCAGUUAGCCCUCAAAUGUCAGCAUUUCUCAAGACUAGUUCCUUCUUCAGGUUUCGGCUAAGUUCUUCCAUUUACUAACACGACGGAAAUGAUAAACAGCCUGGUCGUGGUGGAAAAAGUCGGUCCAAUGUGCAAAGCAAGUUCCACCCCACUCAAACAAAAAAAAAAGUCUCGAAGCGCGAGGGCAGAUUGGUGUGCGUCACCGUACGAUCGCCAGUGAGCCAGUGCUAGCCUGCAGGCCUGAAACCAUUGUCUUCUCCCUCCCUCACCACCCUCCUACCCUCUUCCCAGAGCUGAGGCGGUGGGGUGGUGUUCACAGCUUGUUGGAGACUGGAGCUCGGGCUCUGGUGGUGCUGCCGUGAUAGUGAGCAGACGAUAAAGGAAACAGAAGCCAGUGGCCCAGCUGCUGGAAGUGAUGGCGACGGGCCGGUAAAAGUACUCGUCAGUCCCAGCAGCAGGCUGAACAGUGCUCAGUCUGACACGCCAGAGCGAACAUUAACCCCUUGUCUUCUCGAGCCAUGACUAUAAUGAUGUGGAAGACGAUAAAGCCAAGGUGGUGGAAGCCAUGACACUCCUGACGAGACUGAGUGUGGGUCAACAUCUUUGACAGCACCAGCUACUCACACAGCCGUCACUAAGAAAGUCAGGAAACCACGCCCAUUGUCGGCCAUGAUCACGCCGCCAUCUCAACCGCAAAGAUCAGGCUCAGCCACGCCUAGUAAACAGCUCGAGGUCACGCCCACUAGCCGAAGCUCCGCCCUGGAUGCCAAGCUGAGUGCAAGCGUGCCACGCCCAGCAGCCAGGCGCUCUCUGUCCACGCCUCUGGGCAGGUCGCUGUCUUUUCGUGCUCCCAGAACGAAAGAUAGGAGGUGGAGCGACGGCCUGGCCAGUGGGUUGUCCACCUACCAGGAGGACUUUCAGCCCCCAGAUAUCCUGUCGCGCAGAUUUUAUGGCCUUAACCUCGAAAUGUCGGGACCUACAGACGACCUCGGCGGGGUUCCCUCUCUCACUACAUAUCGCGACAGCUUCCAGUGGCGUUCGCCAGACCGUCUGAGCCCUCGUUCGCCCGAAGUCAGUAGCAGGAACGGCGACUCCCCUUCUUCUGUUAAUGGCACUGCUGCCAGAACUCGCCUCCCCCGACCGCGACAGUUAUCUGCGCUUACCACGCCCACCCCGAAGCACCCGGCCGAUGGAAGCAGCGAAAGUAGCGCGCGCACUGCGACUGUGACAGACAGAAGUGAAGGACGACCAGAAGAGCAGCGGACGCCCACAUCAGUCCGCCGCCAGAAAAGUAAUCCCGGAAAUAGCGUCGUCGUUUCUGCGACACACGUUGGUCUUGCCCAGGAGACUCCCUCAGGCAAGUCGCAACGUUCAGUGGUGUCAAAUGGAGACCUGUCACCAACGGUCAACUGUGACGCAAGAACUGUUCCCUCCUCGGAACACAGUCCUGCACCUCACAGACUUCGCGGCCUGCAACUCCGAUCAUCGAAGGGCGAUAACGCUUUUGUGUACGGCUCCCACCUGGGCUCCUGACAUCUGCAGCACUACGGUUGUUAGCUAGAGGGUGAUACACGGUAAGGCAGAGGGGUGGGUGAGGAACGACCACUUUUAACUUUCCUUCCACCUGGGAGAUGCCACCACUCGAAAAGAACAGAAAAUGUCGCCAUUGCCAACAAAAUGCUGGGCCCGCGGCGAGUUGCUAUGGUGACACGGGCGUCAGGGUAAGGUCCUUCCUCUUACCUCGCCCUCAAUUUUAAGUACAGGGUAUUCCUGAGAUUCUGAAAGACAAAAAUGCGAGAAGACGAGAGAAGGUUCCCUGUGAAUUAAAUGUCGAAACUUGGUAAUAAGACUUGAACAAACUGUUUCUUUGGUAGUCAGUAUCCUCUUGAAAGGGGCUGGAUAAUUGAUAUUAUUACAAUAAAUACAAUGUAUUUAAGUAUAUUGUCUGUCAUUUUACUAUCAUUAAAAAAAAUAUGUAGCUCCCUAAAAGCAAACCAAAAAGUGCAAAUCAAAACGGCUUUUUAUUUCAGCAACUGCAGCCAUUUCAUUCAAAAUCAGAACACACUCCUAUAUCAGCAACUCCCCACAAAAAAUCAAUCAAUAACCUCGUUUGACAUGCCCCAACGUUCAUUUAUCACAGAGGAAGACAAAAACUAUAAAUUUUAUACAUUACGUAGCACUCCCUCCCGUACAAAAAGGAGAAAAAAAAACACGAAGGGGUAGGUGGAACCACCGCCAUCAUUACUAUGCAAGCGUAGGUCUUGUGGCCAAAUCUUGUCUUAAAUUUCUUUUUACAACCAUCCCCUCUCCCACUCCUUGCCUCCAUUUUCCCAUCUACACAACUAAUCACAGGUAUCUGCAGUCAUUUCCAUGAGAAAAUGCACAAUAGCACAAAGUUAAGAGAUCAAAAUAAAAAAAUACAAACCCAGAAAACAGAAUCACAAUGAUUAUCGGAUCUGAUUUUUUACUCGACUGUCACUUGUCAGCUGUAUACCUGUUAUGGAUACUCAGGUGUGUUUAUAAAAUGUUUCCCAAAAGUCUUUAAUAAAUCAAAAUUCACGAUGCAUCCAAGACCAGACACCAUGAUCAGCAAACAGACAGA